AUGGCGGAGGCUGACGCAGCACUCGUGGAGCAUCGGGGUAGCAGUCGAGGGGGCGAUGCCGGAGAAGAUACGGCGUCAGUGCAUCUGAUAAGAGACACGGGGCGAGGGCGCGCCAGCGGGCGCGCGCCAAGUCAAAGUACUUCACGUCACUCGUCGCACGGACCGCAAGGCGGCGCGGCUGGUCGCGGUGGCGGCGGCGGCAGCGGCGGCGGUGGUGGCGGCGGCGGUUGGAGCGGCAAACAUACCGGCGGAGGUUGGCGAAUUAAAAAUGCACCUAUAGGCACUGAGGGCCCUAAAGGUAGUUGCCGUGUGUGUGGAGGUCAGCACGCGGCAGAAAGCUGCAAGUUUAAAAUGUAUGUUUGUCGAGUCUGCAAUAAAGAAGGUCAUUUGAAACGCGUUUGCCCGAAUGUGAAAAAUAACGCAGCAGGGGUACACCAUCUGGCAAGCAAGGAGUUCCAUAUGAACUCUUCCAGCGAUAGUGACGAGUUCUAGUUACCGAGACGUGUUCGGCGAUGGGCUGGGUCGGUUCACG
Leguminivora glycinivorella is the source of this 532-nucleotide messenger RNA. Its product is annotated as cold shock protein 2-like. Gene Ontology annotation, molecular function: zinc ion binding; nucleic acid binding. The coding region runs from base 1 to 492 and encodes 163 amino acids. Lineage: Eukaryota; Metazoa; Arthropoda; Insecta; Lepidoptera; Tortricidae. The transcript has 2 exons. The record is from RefSeq and is a predicted model, not a curated record.